CCGGGGCGGCGGGCGCAGAGCGCGCGGCAGCCGUGAGCCGGUGCCCGCUGCUCGCGUGUCCCCGCCCGGCCCGGCCGCCUCGCCUCGCCGCGCCCGCCACCGCCGCCGCUGCGGCGCGCGCAAUGCGGGCGGCCGCGCCGCCCGGCCCCCGCUGAGCGCCGCCCGCUGCCGCCCAUGUGGGCGCCGCGGUGAGGCCGGCGGGACGAUGCUGCUGUCGCUGGUGCUGCACACGUACUCCAUGCGCUACUUGGUGCCCGCCGCCGUCAUGAUGGGCGCGGCGCCCACCUACGUGCUGGCCUGGGGCGCCUGGCGCCUGCUCUCGGCGCUGCUGCCCGCGCGCCUCUACCGCGAGGUGGACGACCGCCUGUACACCCUCUACCAGAGCAUGGUGCUCUUCUUCUUCGAGAACUACACGGGCGUGCAGGUAAUAAUCUAUGGGGAUUUGCCAAAAAAUAAAGAAAAUAUAUUAUAUUUAUCAAACCAUCAGUGUACAGUUGAUUGGAUUAUUGCAGACAUGUUGGCAAUGAGGCAGAAUGCAAUUGGCCACGUUCGAUAUGUUUUAAAAGACGGGUUAAAAUGGCUCCCAUUGUACGGGUGGUAUUUUUCACAGCAUGGAGGAGUCUAUGUAAAAAGAAGUGCCAAAUUCAAUGAAAAAGAAAUGAGAGCGAAAUUGCAGGCCCACGUGAAAGCUGAGAUUCCGAUGUAUUUAGUGAUUUUUCCAGAGGGGACUCGUUACAAUCCAGAAAUACCGAAAGUCAUUGCAGAUAGUCAGUCAUUUGCUGAAAAAGAAGGACUUACUGUAUUAAAACAUGUGCUGACACCACGUGUGAAGGCAACUCAUGUAGCCAUUGACACAAUGAAGGACUACUUGGAUGCAGUUUAUGAUGUGACUGUAGCAUACGAGGGUACUGUGGACCACAAAGGGCAAAGAAAGGUGGCACCAUCUAUGACAGAAUUUCUUUGCAAGGAAUGCCCAAGAGUUCAUAUUUUUGUGGAACGUAUUGAACUGAAGGACAUUCCAGAAGAACAGAUUUAUAUGAGAAGAUGGCUUCAUGAACGCUUUGAAAUAAAGGAUAAGUUAUUAAUAGAGUUUUAUGAUGCAAAGGAUUCCAAAAGAAGAAAUAAGUUCCCUGGAAAAGGUGUCCAUUCCAAAUUAAGCCUCAAGAAAACUUUGCCAUCUUUGCUGUUUUUAGGUGGCCUGACUGCUAGUAUGCUGCUGACAGAAUCUGGAAGGAAACUUUAUGUAAAAACAUGGAUAUAUGGGACCUUAAUUGGCUGCCUGUGGGUUAGCAUUAAACCGUAAGCAGGUGUUAGUCUCCAAUCAGUGAGAUGUGCUGUCUUUUCUUGCACAGUGCACCAAACUUUUUCCUGAAUUUAUAGAAAAGAGUGUAAAUAAAGCCUUAAUGAUUGAACAUUGGAAAGAAUAGAAUUUGUGACUUAAGACUCUGUGUGGUUGGUCUGGGGGAAAUAUAUGUAGUUUUUUUCAAAAUUGAUACUGAGUUUUGCUGGAAGAAUGACAGAUAAACUGAGUUAUGUGAUAAACUGUUUUCCCCAUGAACUAACAACCAUCUCUAUCUGCAGAAGAUUGAAGURUGAGUUAUGCAUAAGGGUGUCUUAAGUGGACCUGUGAAUGUAUUUGAGAGAUUAAUUUACAAUAUAUAUUUAUUCUUCUGAUAUUCAUGUUGAAUUUUUGUUGCUCUUUGGUGCAUUGCAGCAACUCAGUUGCAUCUAACCCAGCUGUAUUGCAGCUAAAAUCAACAGGUUUUUUUUUAGAAUUUUGCUUUUUAGUUUUAGAUAAAUACUUUGUUCUUUAUGAGGGACUGUGUAAACUGGCAAAUCAUGAGAUGUUACGUGAGGCAGAAUAUAAUGCUCCUGAGGACGGCUGUUCAUGGGGAAGCAGCUCUGUUUAUCUGGUGCAUGAUGUUUUGGUUAUGUUACAUAUUAGCUCAUUAUUUUACAUCUGCAAAACAUGAAAUUUUACAGAGCAAAGAGCUUAUUUUGCGCACCCUGUGUUUGUGCACAAGAGGAAUGUAUGCAGUAUAAGAAAAUGUUAAGUUUUUUAAAUGUGGCCUAGCCAGACUGUAUCCUACCGUGUGCCCGAGUUGCCAGUUGCUUGUGGGAAGUUCCAGCGGAGCUAACAGAGCUGCAGUGUCCGUGCCACGAGGAGCAGCRAACGCUCCCAAGCUCCCCGUUACCUCAAAAGUUACCUGGAAGCGAAUUUACCUACUUUGCUUAAUGUAGAGAAUAUCCCGGACUCCUGCAGGUGUAGUAAUGGUAAUGGGGAACACGCAGAGUUCCUGCUCAUCGGAAGCCUUUUCCUGCUGACCUGAUUGAGCCUAACGUUUCAUCACCUGGAAAGCAUCUUCRUGGCUCGACACCGCACUAGAUUUGCCAGCCCCGGUAGGCGACGCAGGCUGCAGCUGGACUGAAGUUAUGGGCUUAAUAUAUAUGGCUUGUACAGUAGAUUGAUAGUGAAAGAAAUGCAUAUUGUAUCAGUAUUUCACUUGCUUGAAAAUAUACUUUAAAAAAUGAGAUAGGCAAACCCUUAAGCAGACCUUAAAAAAGGUCUGUUAUUCCUAUGGCUGAUAUAUUUUGGGGGGAAAUGCCAUUUCCUCAUAUCAAGAGAAUAGUCUAUACAUGCAGCACUGGAGUAGGAAGGAAGAUGUAUUUUAUCUUCUUUCAUUAGAUAAUCAGACUCUGCAUCAAGGUGAAAAAUAAACUAGAGAAUAUUUUUCUAUCACACUUCUAAGYUUUAAAUGUGCAUUUCUUUCUAGCUUCAGUAGUGUUUGUCUUGCAUUAGAGCCUGCUAUGAGUUACAAUGAUAUGUCUAAAAAUUUUAACUCAAUUUUUCAGAUUUCACUGUUGUCAGUUAAUUAAAAUUACUGCUUUUACUGUGUUUUUUUCCAUAGAAUAUUAUAGAAUAAUUAUGGCUCCACCUUAAAAAUCAUUUAGUACAACUUUCAGUUUGCAGUUCUGUGUCUUUCCGUAAUAGAUUUUUGUCACCAGAGUUAUUUAUAUCAGAGAUUGAUUCAGGAUAUGUUGAUGAACCAUGUUAAAAACAAUGACUGGGAACAAUGUUGAAAAACAGUAUUGUUAGGAGGCUGUGAAACCAGGGGGAAAAAAAAAAGCCAUUUUAUGUAACAGCCAAAUGUGCUCCCAUGUAAUUCUUCCUAUUCUCAGCUGAAUGUUUCCAGUGGGUAUGACCAGAAAGCUGUGUUCCUAUGUUAGUUGAAUUUUUGAAUCAUGGAAUGAAAUUUCACUCUGAUAUGAUUAAAUUUCUUGGUAAUAGUUAAGAGGGACAUUUGAUCUUACAUCAAAAAUAAGUGCAAGCUUCUUAACUCAUUUGUAGAAAAACAACUGUUGUUUUGGAGAGCUUAAUUGCCACAAAAUGUUGGACCUCUCUUGCAGUUUAACUACUGGGAAUAUAUUUGACGUAAUGCAGCAAACCAACAGGAAGUUUAUUUUGAAAGUUACUCUCCAUGUUAAACAAUUUUGUUGGA
Nothoprocta perdicaria is the source of this 3500-nucleotide messenger RNA. RefSeq names its product 1-acylglycerol-3-phosphate O-acyltransferase 5 (gene AGPAT5). The record is from RefSeq and is a predicted model, not a curated record. NCBI's taxonomy places the organism in Eukaryota, Metazoa, Chordata, Aves, Tinamiformes, Tinamidae. Bases 206 to 1303 code for a protein of 365 amino acids. Gene Ontology annotation, molecular function: acyltransferase activity. The transcript has 8 exons. Gene Ontology annotation, cellular component: mitochondrion; endomembrane system.